Vitrella brassicaformis is the source of this 4710-nucleotide messenger RNA. NCBI's taxonomy places the organism in Eukaryota, Vitrellaceae. The record is from the annotation of a GenBank genome assembly.
CCCGAAGGAAGCUUUGUAAAGGCCUCCCAAACCUCCCUUUCUCCACUUCUGAGUAAGAGGACCGCAAGGGAAGAGGAGGAAGUGUCUGACAAGCACUCCUCUUUGCCUUUUGGCCGACUUGCCAGGUAGAUCUCUCCAGUCCGCGCGUCGAGUUGACACCGCAGCGAAGAUCCCCUUCUCGCCCCUCCGUCCGGAGGUUUUCCAACACGUACCCGUCCCCCUUUCCUCCUCCGGAGGUUUUCCAAGGUAAGAAGGAAGCGGAACAGCCUCGACCGACAAUCAAGCGGACCACGGUUGCUUGGCCUGUGGUCAGGCUCCCUCCGCCUCCGCAUCGGGAUCUUCCCCCCUGUCGACAACGAUGGGACGCUCGUGGUUCGGGAUCCUCCACGCGUUCGACCACUUGCUGGCGAGUGCCUUCUACCGAUUGUCCCAUAUGGCUGGGCGGAACAAGGUCCCCUUCAUCCUCAUCCCCGUGGCUCUCGCCCUGGCAGGCCUGGCGACGUUCCUUUCCUUGAUGGUGUAUGAGCCGCGAAUGGAUGCCCUCUACUUCCCCACUGACUCGAGAGCCGUGUACGACGACGCGGCAGUGGAGAAGAUCUGGGGCGAUCAGGGCAUCAGGUACGUAGACAGACUCACCCAGGUGCUGCUGAGUCGAGUGGAAUAACUUGUGUGGGGGGGUCCGAUUUGAUUGCAGGUUCAGCCAAGUCAUGCUCGUGUGGCAGGGGAAUUUUGAUGCCAACGUGCUCACGGCCGAGCGAUUCGCCAAGGCUCACAAAGUUGUCCAAGGCAUCCUGACGGACAGGGUGGACCACGACGGUAAGACCGUCAACUUCACCGACGUGUGCGUCCGCAGCAGGACCCCCGACGAUAGCUGCUUCCUCCUUUCCGUGUUCAAUGGCUGGAACAACGAGACUCUCCCAAGCACCGACGAGCAGCUGAUUGAACAGCUGAAUGCGCCGACUCGCGUGGACCGGUGGAAGAGACCGCUGCGCGAUGAAGUGCCGCUGCUGCUGGCGAAAGCACACUACGAUUCCGAGAGCCGGGUGGACAGCGCUGCUGCCUAUCACUUCAUCUUUGGCACCAAACCGACAGAUGAAGGCACAUCAUGGUGAGGAAACCAAAGUCAGUCGAUUUGCCAACGCAAACGUCUGUUUUCUCGUAUGUCUGAUGUGUGACGUCUGCAGGGAAGGCAAUCUGGUCUCGCGAUUCAUCGACGUGAACACCGAGGAGUGGGGCGAGAGCGAAGGCUUCCGCGUCUAUGUGCGCACAGAGCACUCAAUCGACACGGAGGUGGAGCGGUCCGUCGGAGGCAACCUGCUCCUGAUGUCAGUCGUCUUCAUCAUCCUUAUCGGUCAGUGGGCAGUCCGCACGUCGCCGCCUGACCUUACAAAUUCCUCAUUUCUGUGUGAUGUGCACGUGGUCAGGUUAUGCGGUGUCCGUCACAUACCGCCACAGGAACCUCGUCCGCUCCCAAAUGCUGGUUGCGCUGACCGGCGUGGCCAUUGUGGGCCUUUCCUUGUGUUUGACGUACGGCAUCUGCGCUCUCGCGGGGAUCCCCUUCACGGCAGGUACGUCCAUGCCAACACAGGUCACAUGGAUGCGCCGGCCAUAUGUUGGUCGUCUUCUCCCUUUUUGUCAGUCGUCGGGCUCUCACCUUUCCUCAUCCUCGGCAUCGGCGUCGACAACAUCUUCAUCAUCAUCAACACGCUGCACGAGAGGGAUCCCGACCUUGAGUCGAGGGAGCGAGUGUCCCUGACCAUGAAGGAGUGCGGCCCGUCGAUCACCAUGACCACUCUCACAUCCUUCGUCGCCUUCGCCGCCGGCGCGGGGGCAUCGUUCCCUGUGGUCUCCGGAUUCUGCAUCUACACAUCGAUCGCCAUCCUCUGUGCGCGAGACGGGCAGAUCAGCUCAUUGUGAAUGCAGCACAACAUUGGAAUAUCUAUGUCUGUGUGUGCCGUCUGCAGGUGCCUUCCUGAUGACGAUUACUGCAUUCCUAGCGUGCGUGCACCUGGACGCCAUACGACAGAGCAGAAACCGGUGAGCAUCAACGAGACGGCAAGGGGCAAUCGUGCGUUGUUGAUGAUUUGUCGACUUCUGGAUGGGGUGGCUGUGUGCGUCUCGUGCGUGCAGGAUCGACUUGGUCUUCUGUAAGAGCAGGGAUCCGAAGGCAUACAAGGGGUCGCAUCAGCGGCUGCCGUGGGGCCCUACAGCAAUCGUCAAGGUGCACUUGGGCCCAUUCCUCGCGAGGCCCAUCGUCAAGGCACUGGUUGUCCUCUCGUUCCUUUCCCUGCUGGCUGGAGGUAAGGACGAGAGUCGCCUGCCUCUGCACACACACGCAUACGCAUAUCCACCUGUGUCCAACCACAGGCAUCGUGGGCAUGCUGCACCUCGAACAAGGCUUGCCUGUUCAUGAGCUGGGGCCGUAUGGCUCGUUCCUCCGCGCCUACUAUGCCGCUGAAAAGGCAAGUGCACAGACUAGAAAGAGAAUGAGAGGAUCAUCGUGGAAGGAUUGCCGUGUCCGUUAUCAAUGCUGCAGAAACUCGGCCUUGAAGAGCCUGCUCAGCAGCUGGACUUGACCGUGAGCAUCAGCGGGCUCGAUUUCACUUCUGCCGAUGACAUGGGGCAGCUGGAGCAGCUCACAAGGGAUCUCGAGGACAGCGAAUACGCGCAUCCGGAGAGACGAAAAGCCGUAAGGAUAUGCCGGACACAUCAGCAGUAAGGUAUGGCUCUGAUAUGCACUCUCUUGGCUCAGAUCACUUCCUUCGUCCGCGCCUAUGACCAGUGGCGUUCCGCGAACGAAGUUGCGUUGGCCCCAGCAGCGUUUUAUGACCACCUCGGAACCUUUCUGAAGCAGCAGGGCGCCCCGCUCCAGAGGUUUGUGGUUCUUGACGAAGCUGAUGGGACCAUCAAGCACAUGAGAAUCUCUGUGAGGACCGUGGGUUUGCCCUUCAAAGACCAGGUGAGGCUUCCUUCGAUCGGCGGGCUGUUCUGUUGCAUAUGGCUAUAGUGAUUAUUGUGUGUCCGUCAUCAGGCCGACCUGAUGGUGUCGUUCCGCGAGGUGGUCGAUGGCUCGAAACUGAGUGCCAGGUCUGACGUCGACGUGUACAUCACGCACCCGUACUUCUUCAGGUGAGUGAGACAGAAGGGCGCAUUUCUGAAGGAAGACUCACGUUGGACUGCCUCCUUCUUACGUUAUGUUUGUGUGUCACAGGUUCGAGCAAGAGGUGGCGAUCCUUGGUCAGACGAUGCAGACGAUGCUGAUCGCUGCGGCUGCUGUCCUGGUCAUCACCUUCAUCUUCCUGUCGCACCCUCUCACCGUGCUGUUCGUCCUGUUGAUAAUCCUGAUGAUUGACGCCAACCUGGUACGCCUGACAGACGGAAAGGCAGGCAAACGCAGGGAAUAGUCGGCCGCGCGGUCACCCGACUGAUCUUUGGAUGGAUGUGUGGUGCGAUGCAGAUGGGCUACAUGACUUGGUGGAACGUGCCGCUCGACGCCACGAGCAUGAUAAGUCUGGUGCUGUCUAUCGGCUUCUCCGUCGAUUACUCGGCCCACCUGGCGCACGCCUUCAUGCUGGCCCCCGGCACACGGGACGAGCGGAUGCAGCAGGCGCUCUCCACUAUGGGCGUUAGCAUAGCCAACGGUGAGUGAGGGCAGGCCAGAAGGGUGAGGGAUGGGCAACGGAUGCGCUCCUGUCGAUUCAUGUGUGCAGGCGGCAUGUCUACGCUCUUGGCUACGCUGCCACUGGCUGGGGCCCCUGCGUACGUCUUUCGCGUUUACUUCAAGAUGAUGUUCAUGUCGGUCGUCUUCGGAGUCCUCCAUGGGCUGCUCUUCCUGCCGGUGCUGCUCUCGCUCAUCGGCCCCAAACCCAUGUCGAGAGCAGAGGACGCAGGAGACGAGGAAAGCCACAAGCAGAAAUCGAAGACGUCUUCCCAGGCUGACGACACGACGACACACAGCUCCCACGGGGAGUCUUGUGAUGUCUCGGAGGGCAGCGAUGAGGAUGAAGCUAGGCGCGCUUCCGAGACGACCGCAGACGACGAGGCGGGGAGGAUCGAUCAUGAACAUCAGGUCUAAGUUACUGUGCUGGUGUGGCCUCCUUGGCAUUUAUCUGGUGUGUUCGUGCGAGUAAGGAUGUGUGUGUGUUUAUGUGUACCUGGUCUGUCCACAACGGAUAAGAUGUUACUGUCCUGCCUUUUUCGUCCUUUCAUGUGGUGCGUGCGGCGGUGUGUUUAUCGUCCUGCAUGUAAUGUGUUUGCAUUCUGUGGUAGUCUGAACUUGGAGUGUUCUUCUCUGUGUGUGUGUCUGUCGACAUGUAAUCAAUCUGAUGUGUCUCUCUGUAUUGUCUGUCUGUCUGUCUGUCUGUCUGUCUGUCUGUCGUGCGUGUGGGAGUCCGCGGCUCGUCCCUUUUUGACCGAGUAGUAACGGUGCCGAAAUGGAUGACAAGAGCUUGCUUGUGGUCCUUGCACCUGCACUCGCCUAGCUAGGACUCCUAGCACUUUUGCAUGCAUCUCUGCCAACUGGUUCGUUGUCUGUCUGCACCACGUUGUGUGCAUGUGCGUGAACUGUGGUCGCUGUAUGGAUUGGCGGUCUGCCUGAUUGCGUUUGUGGUACGUGGACAUUUUUCCCUGCCUUCGAAAUCGUGAAAAUGAUGUCUUUCUUGUGCGUGAACAUUCGAGGUCGCGAGAAGCAACACGAGAAGCGAAUCUGCU